AUUCACUGCGUGCAGGCAGAAUGCAUUAGCGCUGCGCGUCGUCAAUGGGAUUAAAUGUCAUUGAUGGAAUUCCUCGUUUAAUCGCUUGAGAACUACUCUCGUUUAGCCAAUUCAAUGAAAGCCACAAACUUUCCGUCGCACUUAACGCGCUUUUUAUUUUUGGAAACGGCGGAAAAGGGUCAGAUGUCUUCUAAAAAAAAGUUUUGAAUCUUCUUCAUCGUGCCAUGCAACUUGAGGGGCAAAAGUCAACCGUCAGACCUAAGCAGCUUUGGGCCGUUGGAUAUAUAGAACUGUGUCGCUGAUUUGUCCGUUCAGGUCGCUUACCUACACAACCUGUCUGUCUGCUGAAACAACCUCACCUCUAUUUAAGCACCCAGGCACGAGCUGGUCUAAACCGCCGGGGUCCAGGAAAACCGUUUAAACUAUGACAUAAUUAGUCCGGGUACUUCUACAUAUUUGAAGGAGACACGAACUGCAUUGCUUGAAUUUCAGAGUCAUUUUCUUGGGAAAUCGGAAAGCGCUUUCAGAAAACAUUUGUUCCCUCUACGACUCUCCGCGGGUCUGGUGCUGAUCUCCUGCAACAACAAAAAAACAUCAGUCCUGGAUGGGUCUCACUCGAGAAGAGGAAACUUAGCGAUUUUAGCACAGAGCAGACACCGGACCACGCGUGCUGCAGGACGACUGGGAAUAAUGCAUAGAUGAAACCCCGUUCCAGUAACGCCGUUCUCGCACGGAAAAGGCGUCGCAGAGGGAAUUUGUCAAUCUCCGGGCGACAAUGUCGGACAACUUCACCGAUUUCGAAUUCAACAGCACGACGCAGCCGGUGGCAGCUGCCGUGGCUCCAAACUACAACUUUCCAGCUCUUAUAUUCGGGAUAUUGCUAAUCAUUGUGAUUAUCGGUGGAAAUGUGCUUGUGUGUCUUAGUGUUUACAUGGAAAACGCUUUAAAAACUACAACAAACUAUUUCAUUGUGAGUUUGGCUGUUGCGGACCUACUCUUGGCAGUGCUGGUGCUGCCACUGUUCGUGUUCGCAGAGUUCCAGGGUGGUGUGUGGUCCCUGAACAUGAUGCUGUGUGACGGUCUGAUGUCCAUGGAUGUGAUGCUGUGCACAGCCUCCAUCUUCAACCUCUGUGCCAUCAGCGUCGACAGGUUCAUUGCUGUGUCAAUCCCUCUGAACUACAACAGGAAGCACGUUGACCAGCGUCAGAUCAUCCUGCUGUCAGGCACCUGGCUCAUAGCCCUGGCCGUGGCCUCUCCGGUCAUGUUGGGUAUCAACAACAUCCCACACCGGGACCCCACCGAGUGUAAACUGGAAGAUGACAACUACGUGGUUUACUCUUCUGUCUGCUCCUUCUUCAUCCCCUGUCCCAUCAUGCUCCUCCUCUACUUCGGCAUGUUCCAGGGCCUGAAGAGGUGGGAGGAGGCGCGCAAGGCCAAGCUGAGGAACAGCAUCCAGACAUGCAGGAAGCUUCAGCAUGCAGCCGCAGCCGCCGCCAUGCCGACCUCAGGGACCAUCCCCGGGCCGCUGCCCAUGCCCCUGCCCAGGAUCAUCGAGAGGGACCUGGCUCAGGCCCGGCUGGGGCUGGAGGAUACCGAUGACUAUCUGCAGCCGGACUGCCCCCCGUUCCCCUCGGCGUACAGGGAGAGGAUCAGCUCCGUGCCGUCUAUCUCCUACCAGCAGAAGCCGCCGCAGAAGAGGAAGCGAGCCAAGAUCAACGGCAGGGAGAGGAAGGCCAUGAGGGUGCUUCCUGUUGUGGUGGAGUCAGAGUCCUAUGAGUCCAGAAUCAAGUUUCAAGUGUUUGUGACUGAUUGA
This is a messenger RNA of Oncorhynchus masou masou (cherry salmon), 1813 nucleotides long. RefSeq names its product D(4) dopamine receptor-like. Gene Ontology annotation, molecular function: G protein-coupled receptor activity; dopamine neurotransmitter receptor activity, coupled via Gi/Go. Lineage: Eukaryota; Metazoa; Chordata; Actinopteri; Salmoniformes; Salmonidae. The record is from RefSeq and is a predicted model, not a curated record. Gene Ontology annotation, biological process: negative regulation of cytosolic calcium ion concentration; regulation of dopamine secretion; negative regulation of adenylate cyclase activity. Bases 776 to 1813 code for a protein of 345 amino acids. Gene Ontology annotation, cellular component: plasma membrane. The transcript is spliced from 4 exons.